AUGUCAAGACGAGGCUACGGCAGCGAGGCAGCCUUCGACGACAGGCGCGACUACGGCUCUCGGGUCAGCCGCGUCAGGUACGAUGACCGAGAUUAUGACGACUAUCGCCGGGCCCCUCCACCCCGUGAGCGGGAGAGAGACGUCUUGGUCCGGGAGGAGGUGAGGGAGCGCGAGAGGCCGCGGGAGCCUCCGGCUUUUCUACGAGAAGACUAUGGCCGCACAGAGGCUGGACCCGUCGUUCUGAGAGCCCGAGAAACCGAAGACUAUGAAUUUGUGCAGCGUCCUCCUCGACCAGCUUCUCCAGAGCCAGAGAAGAAGCAUGAGCGGGAAGAGAUCAUAAUUCGCCGGGAUGAGUCAGAACCCCGAGGACCGCCUGGCCCUCGCCCAAGAGAGUCUAGAGAAAGAGAAGAGAUCAUAAUACGCCGACGUGAGGACGACGAUGUCAGAAGCGUGGCGCCCUCUCAGCGGGGCGGUGACCGGGAGAGAGAGGAGAUAAUUAUCCGCCGUCGAGAUGACGACGACGACCGAAUGUCGAGACGAGGCCCACGCAGUGAGAUAGGCUCUGAUGACCGCUAUACUCGCCGCAUGGACCCUCGUCCCAUCUCCCAUGAGCGUGAGCGUUCAAGGGUGAGGGGCCGUGCUGGGAGCGAGUCCCAAGAGGAGAUCAUCAUCCGAGAAGAGGAUCGCGGUCGUGGUGAAAAGCAGCAAGAGAUCAUUAUCCGCAGGACUUCGCGUUCCAACUCUCCGUCGUCUAUUUCAACCAGAGGGCCCGGCCCAGCUCCUGAUCCUCCGGUCAUUCACGCUCCUCCUAUCCAUCAGGAGGUCAUUACCCACCAUCGUCAUAUCGAUCACGGCUUUGAGGUGGCUCUUGCUCCCAGGCGCCCUGCAACGCGACCACCUUCUCCACCCUCCCCACCACGAGCUCGUUCGCGGUCCGAAGAACGCAUCGAGAUCCGCCGUACUGGUGAGCGUAAUGGGGAGCCUUACAACGAAGAAUUGAUCAUUGAUCGACAAGACGGCCCUGCCCGAGGCCGCUCUCCUCGGCCGCCUCCACCGCGCGAUUAUUACGACGACUACCCUCCACCACGUCCAGCUCCGCCGCCAGGGCCACCUGCUCCUUAUCGCCCCGGUUACGAUCGUGACAUGCAGGAGGAAGCAGAAUACUACAAUAAUGUUGCCCUGCGGCGAGGCUUCCCUGGUGAAGCAUAUAACGGUGCGACACGAGACUGGGGAAUCGUCGAUGUCCCGCCCGGUACCGAACGUGUCCGCAUGGAUGGCCAAGGCGGCGGGGCACAAGAGAUUACUUGGCAGCGCUACAACGGCGUCCGUCGGAGCAAGUUCUUUCCUGACGGGAGGAACGAUGGUCAUUAUUCUGGUGAAUUAGACCGUCCUCCAGCAUCGGGAGGCCAGAUUGGAGGGCGGUACGGCAGACAGCGUGAUCCUACUGACGGACUUUGGACCGAAAUUACGAAAGAUCUGGUGGUAAAGGAGGCCAUCGAAGAGAUGGGCUACGAAUAUGAGGAGACGGAUGACUUCUAUUACAUCAUUUCCUACCUGAAAUAUGAAGAUGUAGCUCGCCUCGUGGGCCUCUCGGAGGACAUUCGUAAAGACCGCCGCAAACGAGCACGCGAAAUGGGUUGGGAGUCGAGAGUCGCCCCGCCUCCGGCUCUUGAGCCGGCUCGUCCAAGACCAGCAAUCGAAGCUCCUCCUCGACCUCACUGGGAUCACGAAGACGAGCGAUAUAUCGAGCGUGAGGUUGUGUACCGGGGUGGUCGCCCGCCUCCACCACCUGGCUGGAGACGAUGA
Messenger RNA from Cyphellophora europaea CBS 101466, 1806 nucleotides. RefSeq lists its product as uncharacterized. The record is from RefSeq and is a predicted model, not a curated record. Bases 1 to 1806 code for a protein of 601 amino acids. The transcript has 2 exons. NCBI's taxonomy places the organism in Eukaryota, Fungi, Ascomycota, Eurotiomycetes, Chaetothyriales, Cyphellophoraceae.